AUGACUGGUAAAAUGUUCACGUUUCCUGUGGCAUCCAACGUUGCUCGUGUCAGACUCCUGCCCUCAAGAAAUAACUUUGCCUCUGUGACAGUCUGCCUUAGGUUCUUUACCGAGCUUACUCGAACCUACUCUCUUUUUUCAAUGGCAUCCACUUCCAGUGACAAUGACUUCUUAAUUUACAAAACAGCAAACAAACAUUUUGAUGCGUGGACAUGUGGCAAAGUCUCUGCAUUUCAUGGCCUACCAGACGAGCCAAACACCUGGUACUCCAUCUGCAGCACCUGGGAUUCCAACUCUGGAUUGGCUCAAGUCUGGAUCAACGGGAAUUCAAGUAUCAGGAAGGUCGGAUUCAAAGGGAGGUUGAGUGGAAAUCCAAACAUAGUGCUGGGACAAGAGCAGGACUCAGUGAAUGGAGGGUUUGAUGCAUCCCAGUCAUUUGUAGGGAUGAUCACUGAUGUCCAUAUGUGGGACUAUGUCCUUUCUGCUUGUGAGAUCCAGCAGUUUGCUAACCACAAAAAAGUCAACCCUGGUAAUGUCAUCAACUGGCGAGCCCUUGAUUUCACUACCGUUGGAGAUGUUGUAAUUGAGGACAAUCAGGCAAAUGGCUGUUUUCAUCGAUGA
Messenger RNA from Sardina pilchardus (European sardine), 621 nucleotides. Its product is annotated as C-reactive protein-like. Bases 1 to 621 code for a protein of 206 amino acids. The record is from RefSeq and is a predicted model, not a curated record. The transcript has 2 exons. Lineage: Eukaryota; Metazoa; Chordata; Actinopteri; Clupeiformes; Clupeidae.